This is a messenger RNA of Nematocida parisii ERTm1, 1218 nucleotides long. RefSeq lists its product as uncharacterized. The transcript has a single exon. NCBI's taxonomy places the organism in Eukaryota, Fungi, Microsporidia. The record is from RefSeq and is a predicted model, not a curated record. Bases 1 to 1218 code for a protein of 405 amino acids.
AUGAGUGCAUUAUUAGAUAUUUACAAAAGAAUCCUAUCCCCAGAAACACCAAUACAAACAUAUUCACUAUUAACAGUUAUUCUAUCGAUAUUCAUAGGAAUAUCUGUGUUUAUAUCAAAUACGUAUAUAUUCAGUGAAUUAGAUAAGAUUACAUCUAAAUUAGGAUAUCCAACAAUUGGUUUAAAAAGUAUAAUAGCACUAGUAGGCUUAUUGUACUCACCAAUCACAACAAUCCUACCCGACCUUAAAUUAGGUGAAUCUGUCUGGUAUCACUCAAGCGUAUUCAGUAUAACAAUAUUAGCAGGUUUCUGCAUAUUAUUCAAGAAGAAAAAAGAAAGAAUCUACGCAGACAGUAUAAGACACACUAUUUUCUUUCAAACAAUUGGUACAAUGGCAUCGCCUAUUCUUGGUAUAUACUCUAUUAUAACAUCAUACAGUUCUGUUGUAUUAAUAGUACUAUACUCUGUUUAUUUUAUGCUAUUUACAACAAAAGGGAAGGAUUAUGGAUUAUAUUUACACACAGAAUCAAGUACAGAAAAAUCAUUAAUGGAAAGAACCUUCAACAGAAUUAUUAAUAAACCAUCUGACAGUGUAAAUAACAGGUGGAUAAAUAUUAUAAUAUCAUCAACCAUAAUGGGGGCACUGAUAGGUAUUACAUUUAAAAAUAUGUACUAUAUACCAUUAUAUAUAGCAGCAUUAUUUAUACUUUGUAUAUUAUCACUACAUUCAAAAAAAACAAGUUAUUUCAGGAAUAUGUACAGUUUAGGCUGUUCAUGUAUUAUUAUAAAGGGAAUAUCUAAGCAUAUCACUAGUAUAAUUAAAGUAAUAUUGCCUAAUGUGUAUAAGAAAUACACUGGAUAUAUUAUAAUUAAUAAUAUUUAUGUACUAUUUCCUGUUAUGAUGGUUAUACUAGUAGGAAUGUUCAAUGGCAGGUAUAAACUCUGUUUCUCUAUUGCUAUAUCACUGCCCAUUCAUGUAUUUUUGUUACAAAAAUCAGUUAUUCCUUAUGUGCAUGCCAGUGAGAAUGCAGUUAUUGAUAGGAGCGCCUUAUAUUCUCUUGUAUUUACUGUUAUAUCUACGAUUCUUUUAUUUAUUAAUAAUGAAAUCAGAACUGGAUAUUUUGAGAUUGAAGUAGGGAUUAUUCUUAUUAUGUUGUAUAUUAUUUAUAUAUUUUGUAUAUUAGGCCAUCCUAUAUUACAAAUGGAACCAUUUAAAUAA